This is a messenger RNA of Ziziphus jujuba (common jujube), 2094 nucleotides long. RefSeq names its product UPF0481 protein At3g47200-like. Lineage: Eukaryota; Viridiplantae; Streptophyta; Magnoliopsida; Rosales; Rhamnaceae. The transcript has 2 exons. Bases 426 to 1865 code for a protein of 479 amino acids. The record is from RefSeq and is a predicted model, not a curated record.
CAAGCAUAAAAAACAGAGAGCUGGUCGUCUUCUUCAAAUUUUUUUAUUUUAUUUUAUUAUUUUUUUUAGAGUGAGAAAGUUUCAGAUCAAUUUUAGGGAGAGAAAUUCUAAAGUUCUUCAUGGAUUUCUGCAUCUUGUGUCUCUGUGUGAGAUAAAAGUUGUUUCUUUGUGAAACAUAUGAGUGAGGGUGUAUUUGGGGCUUUGGGACUGGUUUUUUGGGUUUCUUGUGUGAAGCUUCACAUCGGAACACGAGGACGUAGGUCGAUUUCGAUGGAACCUCGAUAAAUUUCUGUGUUGAUUUGUAGAUUUAGGUUCUUGGAUUUUGUUCUUAGAAUUCAUAACAAGUUAGACGACUAAUCUCCUCUUGUAUAAUUAAAUACAGAUUAAUGAAUGAAUGAGGAGAGGAACUUCUUUCUGCAUCAAAAAUGGAGGAGCAAUCUGAAGAACUAACAAUCAACAUGGAAAAUACUGAAGGACCAGCACCUAUCAGCAAGAACAAUGAAGGACCUUCUGAUCUCCCUCCUGAGCUUAGUUUCAUGUCCAAUGUGUAUGAAUCAUCAACUUCAAGAAGCAACCAACACAUAAUACCAACGGUUCCAGAGAUGCUUCGUAAUCUUAAAAAAGAUGAAGAUUGCUUUUAUCCUAGUGUGGUUUCCAUCGGCCCUUAUUACCAUGGGAGGCGUUAUCUCAAAAAAUUUGAGAAAAGGAAGACUAAUUGGGCAUGGCAAUAUUGUAAAACUCGUGAGGGGGUUGUUAAUUUAUACAACAGAGUAAAAAAUGUGGCCGAAAGAGGAAGGGAAUUCUAUAAUAUGAAACGAUUGACAAGUAUUAAAGAAGAGGAAUUCACACAAAUGAUGUUUCUUGACGGUUGCUUCAUUCUAGAGUUUAUCAUUUGGUUGCUGGGGGUAAAAGAGUAUUAUGAUAUAGGGAUGAAUAAUAAUGAGAUAGCUGAUGUCAAGCGAGACUUGUUCUUGUUAGAGAACCAACUCCCUUACAUUGUUCUCGAGGCGUUAAUGGAGGGCUAUAAAUAUGAAAGGGAGGAGACAUUAAAAAAAUUCAUCACUAUCUGUGGAAGUCUUCCUCCUGCAGAAAAAGAAGAUGAACGUCCUCUUCAUCUUCUCGACAUGAUGAGGACAAGAUUUGUGAAACAAAGUGCUACCUUCCCCUCUCGACGUCAGGUGCGGGAUAUGAUACUCUCAGCUCUUUUAGAUAAGGUGCGCCACUGUAUGGGAAUCCGGUCCAGCCCCAAAAAAAGAGCCACCCCAAGUGCUACCAUUGAUUGUUACUCUUAUCCUACAGCCAGGGUGCUCAAUUCUAUGGGAAUCUGGUUCAGACCAAACAAAACAGGUAGUUUUGGCGAUGUCAAGUUUGAAUCUCAACUGUUCAUCUGGGGAGUGCUCACACUUCCUCGAAUACUCAUAGAUGCCUCCACCAGAUCCCUGCUGCUCAACAUGUUGGCUUUCGAAUCAAGCUAUACAAACUUGAAGGACCAGCAGGGUGUCACCUCUUAUAUGUGCUUCAUGGACUCACUUAUUGACAAUGCUGAUGAUGUGAUGAUCCUGAGAUCCGAGAACGUCAUCGUCAAUUGCUUGGGAACGGACCAAGAUGUAGCAGAUCUAUUUAACGACAUAGCAAGCAAUUUGGUCCCAAACCAUCAUACUUAUGCUGAAGCUAAGCUUGGAAUUCAAAAGUAUUGCAAUAGCAAGUUCAAGAGAUGCAAGAGCAAGUUCAAUAUAUGGAUGUCAGAAUGUUACAACAACUAUUUCAGAAGCCCUUGGACGUUUCUUGCAUUAUGUGGUGCCAUUUCUGUCGUCUUGCUCACUGCAGCUCAGACCUAUCUGGCAGCACGGCAGCUCAAAAAUUGAAUAAUUAUUAUAUGUAUAUGUAUAUGUAUGUGGAUUUUAAUUAUUAUUAUUCAUGAGUUUACUAUGUUAUUUUGUGCAUAUUGUAAGGCCGUCCUCUUUGUACUCAUAGAUAUAUAUUUGGUAUUUUCUUAAGAUGGAAAGUCCAAGGCAAAAUGUGAGGAUACGUCACUACCUUUCCUCCCCUUAAUUGUAUUUGGAGUUGUAGUUGAUAUAACAAUGCUCUGCUUUU